Molecule: messenger RNA, 2053 nt
Organism: Exophiala xenobiotica
Lineage: Eukaryota; Fungi; Ascomycota; Eurotiomycetes; Chaetothyriales; Herpotrichiellaceae
Exons: 4
Coding region: 710-1792 (360 amino acids)
Molecular function (GO): oxidoreductase activity; zinc ion binding
Source: RefSeq, a predicted model, not a curated record
CAUCGACUGUGCGCCUCCUGCUUCGACGAGAACCCCAUCAGGCGGGCCAUAUAUCGCCGUCAUCAGAGCUCGAGCAUGGGGAGAAACAACGGCAAGUUUGCCAAAGACAUCGGAUGCCUUUCACCCAGAGUACUAAGGACAGAAUAAUGUGUCUUGGUUCUAACGUUUCAGCUUUCGAUGUUCGCCUCUUAGUACGGCUCGCCCUAGGUUUGCUCUGGCCCCUGAGACAAGGAACAUCCGCAUUGCAGAUCGGGGCAGCUGCCCUACGAGCACCAAUCCCACCAAGCAUGUUCUGUGUGAAUAACCGAAGAGCUUAGCAAGUCAGCAGGCCAACGAACUUAGCAGUUUCGCUAACCGGUGCCUGCCAACAUGCGGGGUUUGCAUGGGUUAUGCAGGGCCCACAAAGAACGACUGUGGAUGAGAUUGGGGGGAAUUGUUACUCGGAUGAGGAGUCGAAAGAGCUUCGGGUUGACAGUCCACUGAGUCGUUCUCGACCACAGCAUUACAGCAUCAACUCCACCCGUUUGUGAUUACCGCCUUUCUGCUGCCCUCGUGGACAGUUCACGCACAGUUGUUGACGGCAAAGAAGGCCCGUGGAGAUUACUAAGUUUUGUAUAAAUCGCCUCGCACAGCCCAAACCUCGUCUUCGUACACCACACUGUAUUGUCUCUUGUCAAGAAUCAUCCAACCUUCCUGGCUUACCCUCAACAUGUCUCAACCCGACAUCCCCAAAACGCAAACCGCGGCAAUUGUGCCGAAGCAAGGCGGGCCUGUCGUCUUUGAUGACAACUAUCCCGUCACCAUGCCUGGCAAGGACGAGGUCCUGGUCAAAGUCCUAUACACCGGUGUCUGCCAGAGUGACCUCCAUACAAAAGCUGGAACCGCAACGGGUGCCGACGGCAAGCCCAUAACGAACAUCAAGCUCCCUCACGUUGGUGGACAUGAAGGCGUGGGGCGUGUUGUGGCAUUUGGACCCAAUGUAUCACCUAGGGAUGACCUCCAACUUGGAACGCUUGUCGGCAUUCGCUUCGCCUCUCGAAUCUGUCAUCAAUGCGAGUACUGCACUUCAGGCCAGGAGCAACAUUGCACCAACUCCACAAACCAUCUCCACCACGAGGACGGCAGCUUCCAGGAAUACUGUGUUCUCGACACCAAACAUCUGACACUAUUACCCCAGGACGUCGAUCCGAAGGUCGUCGGACCUGCCCUCUGUGCGGGCGUCACGGCAUAUAAGGCUGUCGUCAACGCGAACCUGAAAGAAGGACAAUGGCUGACUGUCAUCGGGGCGGGGGGUGGCCUUGGCCACUUUGCGGUCCAAUAUGGCCUCGCGCUGGGGGCAAAAGUGCUCGGAGUCGAUGCCGGUGUCGAGAAGCAACAGUUCGUGGAGUCCCUAGGGGCGCAAUUUCUCGAUUUCAGCAAAUGCAAGGAUCUGGCACAAGAGGUUCAAAAGAUUACUGGUGGAGGCACUCACGCAGCAGUCGUGACAAGUGGCCACCCUCGGGCCUUUCAAAAACUGGCCGAUAUGAUAAGAGUGGGUGGGUCGCUGUGUUUGGUCGGCAUUCCUCCUGGCGACGUGUGUCUAGACACGCCCAUUGCUACUAUCGUCAUCAAAGGCUUGAGAAUCCACGGGAACCUGGUGGGCUCGUUGAAGGAGACCGGGGAAGCUGUCGAGCUGGUUCGAACCGGGAAAGUUAAUCCGCGCGUCCAAAUUCGACCAUUCCGGGAAUUGCCAGAAGUGUAUGACAUGCUGGAGAAAGGCGACAUACCUGGGCGGAUCGUUUUACAGCUGUAAACAUCCAGCCACCAACGAUGAGUGGUCGGAGUCGUGUGGGUCAAUCUACCAUCGAGGUGGCCGUGUAGGGCCGCAGCGGUCCUCUGGCUUCGGCCAUUGCAGGUAGUUCGCAUACAAUUCGCCUACAAAGCGCCUAUGCAGACUGCAAUGCAAUGAAACACGCCUGAAUUGCUAUUCAGUAUCUUUCUUCUCCUGUAUGAUCUUGGAUACUCCUGACCCCUUCCUAACAAAGAGCUGAAAACAAGAAAAUCUCGAGUUGUC